UAGUGGCACGCUUCUAUAACUUCGGGCGUCAGUUGCUGUUUUCCUCUCCAUCGGUUCGCAUGCAAUUUCCGUUCGAAAGCUGAAAAUCCCCAAAAACAACGAAAGCGAACAUAAGAUUCAAGUGCACCGUGGGAAUAUAGUGAGCGCGAGUAUCGUUUGUAAUUUUGACGCCCGGUGCGUUCAACAAGUUGUCUGAACAUUCGAUUUGGAAGAAUUAGCGCAAUUUAAACGACAUGGAGAAACCACCAGUCAUUAGGAAUUUGAAGGAAUUGUUGGAACCCGUGCUGGAACCUGGCGUGACGGUGUUGGGAUACACAUCGUCUUUCUUGACCGAUCCGGGUGAUAAUUAUGGUAGCACGAUGCUGGCCUUGACCGUUGACGUAACCAAUGCUACCGGGGACGAGCCUAACCAGCUUCACCUUGUGGCCAAAAUGCGUCCAUCGAGCGAAGAGUUCAUAGUAAUGUUUCAACUUGACAUAACAUUUGUCAAGGAAGCGGCCCUUUAUUUGAAUAUAGUCCCAGCUAUGAUCAAGUUACAACAGGAUGUGAACUUUCCUGAGGACGAAAUUAUUGACGUCUUUUGUCGGUGUUACGGUACGAGGAUUUCUUUGAAACCGGGCAGUACCGCGGUGGAUGAAGAUGGCGUGAUACUCUUCGAGAACCUCAAGCAAUCCGGUUUUGUUACAGGAGAUAGAAGAAAAGGGUUCAACCGAGAGAUGGGUGAAUUUGUUUUAAAAAAACUUGCCUUAUUCCACGCAAUUCCAAUAACGCUGCGACUGCUGAAACCAGAAGAAUUCAAUUCUAGCGUUGAAAAGUUUUUAGGUAAAAUGGACAUAGAUGCUGGUAUGAACGAGCAGACAGUUCAACGGAUGAUAAAAGUAAUUGAGGCUGAUUUUACUAAAGCUGGGGUGAGCGAACCGUUGUUAAAGCGGUUGCUGGAGCUGAUUGAUGAUUGUCGCAAACAGCAGUACAAUCUGGUAUCAGAUGAUGUGACUCAGUACUGUUCGAUGUUGCAUAACGAUUUGUGGGUCAACAAUAUGAUGAUCAAAUAUGAUGACAACGGAAAACCAAUCGCAUUAAAAUUUGUGGAUUUCCAGCUCAUUCAGCUGGACUCCCUCGUACGAGAUAUAGUGUUUUUCCUUCUCACCAGCGUUUCGGACCCGGAGCUGGAGCAAAACAUAGAUGACUACUUCAAGUUUUACUUUGAAAGCUUACGGCUUAAUUUAGAACGUUUGAAAUGUCCUAAUAUGAGUCAAUUCACUUAUCAAAGCUUCACGGAGGAAAUCAAUCGAAUUGCACCACGGGAAUUUUAUCACAUCCUUGUCUUGCUAAGGGUAGUGAUGGCCAAAAAGGAGUCCAUCCCCGAGCGCAGCGAACUGGACGUGGAUCUGUUUUGUAAAGACAACCUCGUAGAUGAUGAUUUCUUCCGAAGGCUGCAGUUGGUGGUGAAAAUUUACGACCAGCAUGGAUGGGUUUAAUCUAGUCAUUGUUGGUGCUAUUCUGGAUAGACAAACUAUAAAAUACAUACCAAAUGGAUGUGUACCAAAGAAAAUAUGUGGUGGUAGGGCAAUGUGAAAUGAAAUAAAAAUUGCAAUGUGAUGACAAUAUUGUUUACGAUGCAAA
This is a messenger RNA of Armigeres subalbatus, 1623 nucleotides long. RefSeq lists its product as uncharacterized. The transcript is spliced from 5 exons. NCBI's taxonomy places the organism in Eukaryota, Metazoa, Arthropoda, Insecta, Diptera, Culicidae. The coding region runs from base 234 to 1478 and encodes 414 amino acids. The record is from RefSeq and is a predicted model, not a curated record.